Messenger RNA from Zea mays, 3032 nucleotides. RefSeq lists its product as uncharacterized. The record is from RefSeq and is a predicted model, not a curated record. Gene Ontology annotation, molecular function: mRNA binding. Gene Ontology annotation, cellular component: cytoplasm. The transcript is spliced from 8 exons. Lineage: Eukaryota; Viridiplantae; Streptophyta; Magnoliopsida; Poales; Poaceae. The coding region runs from base 571 to 2637 and encodes 688 amino acids. Gene Ontology annotation, biological process: mRNA destabilization.
GGAACCGAACCGACCUCGCGCUAGGGUUACUCGCGCACGACGCCUACAUCUGUCAACCACAACCCAAGCGCUCCCCCCUCCCCGUCGCCUGCAGGAUCUCCUCGGGCCAAGGAAUCGUUCCCCUCCGGCGACCUUCCUCCCUCCCUCCGUUCCGUUUCGGUCCUUCCACUGUAUCACCGGCAAAGCAAAGGAUCGGAGGCCACUCCGCCCGGAGGAGCAAGACAUAUGGCUGCUUGGUCUAUUAUUUUAUCAACAACAAACUUGGUGAUGAUGUCGUCCGUUUCCGGUGACUUCCACACAUAACUUUUACUUAUUCUUUUGUGGCACAUCUUUCUAUACCGGUCUACUCUUCAUUUUAUCUGUGUCUCUUCCCAUAGCUUGUUGAGCAUUGAUGCAAAAUGGUUAUGAACAAUGAUGUGAUGCAGGACACCUUGCUAUGUUUUUAGUGAUCAGACCUUCAGCUCUAUUUAUCUAUUUUAUGCAUGGAAUGACAUCAGUAACAGCCCUAUUACUUUUAAUUCCAGCCGACUCUGAGCAUUGGAGUUGUGCUUGUUCAAAAGUGUGAAUUGCAUGGAGAUGGGAAUGACUCCUGAUGUAAUGUAUGGACAAAAUGUUUUUGUUCCUGCUACUGCAACUCCCUACCAAUAUGGUUAUGCAGAAGUUGGAUCACAGAUGGAAUGGUGUAACCAGUCGAGCUCUUUAGGAUAUGAUGGCCAAGAUAAUUUCUAUCCGACUGAAGGCAUGCAAUGCGUAUACUACGCAGCCCCAGACAACGGAUCUGUGCAUCCUACCUACAGUUCUUACCCUUCUGAUCCUUCUUUCGUACCCGAUGGCUCAUUUAUGCCUCAGGAGUAUGUUGCUGACCCUGCUAACUCCACAUGCCAAAUAGCCCAGACAUCCUAUUAUAUUCCAGCUGUUCUUCCUUAUGCACAAGAUAGUGCCUUGGGAAGCGCGACCACACAUCUUCACUCCAACUCCAAUGUUGCAUUUCUUCCUGGCAUACCAGGUUAUGCUGCAACAUCUGCAAAUGCAGCAUUUCCUUUAAUUGCUCCCGUCACCACAAAAAGUGACAUUGUUAUGCAUCCACAUGUACAGUCUACUAUUGUCCCUUCAAAGCAGUUCCAGGACUAUGCAAAGCCACCAAAGGUUCAGCUGCACAAUUCAGUUCCACAGAAGCAAGAGUUGCCAGAUAGAUGUAUGAUUCCUGCUAAACUCCCUCAUGCUUCUCAGGUAUCAGCACAUUUGUCUGGAAACAAUUGUCUUGGAUGUGCUGCUGGGUCUGAUCUUCGGAAGUGGGCUGCUGCCGAGAAAUUCCAACCAUCUUCAAAGUCAAGUGGCCAUCUAAAUGCUACUGGCCAAAAAGCGCAUAGCUUAGUUGAUUCUGAGAAACCAAGCAAUCAGAGGCCUGCUAUAAUUGUGAAGUCUCACACAACAAGGCUCCCUGUUGGUAAUCCGGAUGGGACAAUCGUUAUAAGAACCGACCAGUACAACAGAGAUGAUCUCCGACUCGACUAUAUGUAUGCAAAGUUCUUUGUUAUCAAGUCAAUUGGUGAGGCAGAUGUGCACAAAUCGAUAAAAUAUGGUGUAUGGUCAAGUUCCUCCAGUGGAAACAGCAAGCUAGAUAGCGCAUUCAGGGAUGCUGACAGGAUAUCGAGGAGGCAUUCUACUAAGUGUCCGGUUUUCUUGUUCUUCUCUGUCAAUGGUAGUGGGCACUUCUGUGGCAUGGCUGAGAUGGUCGGACCUGUUGAUUUUCACAAGGACAUGGACUUCUGGUGUCAGGAUAAAUGGACCGGAUGCUUUCCUGUGAGAUGGCACAUCGUUAAAGACAUACCAAAUGGUUCUUUGCAGCAUAUCACACUGCAGAAUAACGAAAACAAGCCUGUGACGCACAGCAGAGAUACACAGGAAGUACCAUACCUCCCUGGAAUGUCUGUGAUCAAUAUCUUCAAAGACAUCAAAGUGCGGUACUGCCUUUUUGAUGAUUUUAUGAGCUAUGAGGCAGAAGAGGCGCAAAAGAGGGCACACAGAAGGUGCAAGCUAAGUUCGAAUGCUCCAGACUUUGUACCUGUCUCACAGCGUACAAAAGAUGAGUCUGGCACUGAGCAGAGAGAAUCCAGGAGCGUACUUGUAGACAGGACAUCUGGGAUACAAAAUGCGGCCGAGAAGCCCCACGAUACCAAGGUGAUCAAGCCUCAGGAUCCGUGCGUCUCCGAAGAGCAGGCUAGCGAGGCCGAGAAAGAGAAUGGACCUCAGGGAUGUCGUUGCAGCGGCAAUCAGGGCCAAGAGGAGGCAGCGAAAACUGCAACUAACCACCCGCCAGCUUCAGGCUUGAAGGCGGCAGGUGCGGAGGGGAAGCAGCAGCAGCAGCGCUGGAAGAAGGUCGAAAAUCCAAAGCAGCAUGCGGACAGCGUCCCUGCCCAGUGCUCACAGGAAGAAGCACCUGAGAAGCGGUUAAAUGGGGUCAGCGGCUGUUCGAGCGCAGUUCAAGAGGGUUGCGAGGAGCAGAGGGCCGCUGCCAAACUUGCUUCUCUCAAGAUCGGUUCCAGGGCGGCAGUGGAAGCUGACCGUAAAACUAGCGCAGUUGGUGUGGUGACAAUCGGCUCGAUGCCUGUCCGGGUUGACUGUUGUGACGUCUAGUAGUGGCCCAUCCGGAGCUUUUUUUUUUUGGUCUCACCCACAGUUUUUUCCCUUUUUGCCCUUCUGGGUUAAUCUUUUACCCCUCCCUGUCUGCCAAGGCUUUCAUUUCCAUUUCCAUUUCCAUUUUCCUUUUUCUUUUGGUUGAAUGUGCCUGCCAUGGUUGGUGGUUCCUAGCUUCUAUAUGGCAUCAAAAAAAGAAAAAAAGAAAAGAACAAAAAAAGAUGAUGAUUAGUUAGGUUCAAGUUUCAUUGAGUGAAAAGCUAGUUUUAAAGGCAACAUUCUGGUGGUGGGUGGUGGUUUCUUUUGUGGAAAAGAAAGAAGAGACUAUAUCAGACGUUCGUUUUAAUGACAUUAUUAAGAAAAAAAGAGAGUAGGUUAAACUCUUGUGUCUGCGA